Molecule: messenger RNA, 3058 nt
Organism: Hemibagrus wyckioides
Lineage: Eukaryota; Metazoa; Chordata; Actinopteri; Siluriformes; Bagridae
Product: macrophage mannose receptor 1-like
Exons: 6
Coding region: 1499-2446 (315 amino acids)
Source: RefSeq, a predicted model, not a curated record
UGGUGAUCCUGUGAGUUGAACUUUUCAAGCAGUAGUCCAUCCCUCCUGUGCCAGCCUCUCUUUAAUUAUUUUCCUACAUCAUUAUGCCCUGUUGCCCACAACGCAACAUGCAGAAGAAACCUAAAAAUGCUUGCGCAAAGGCUUCGAAUCCCUUGGCAGAUCUUAUGUCGCUCCAAGACUGGCUCAUGGGGUUGGGCAUACUUCUGAUCAAGAGCACCUUAUGCAGAAUAGAUUUGUGGGUUUUCACACAUUAGAAAACUAUCAAAGAAAGCUAAGCUGGGUGAUUUUUGUCUAAUGUACAUAUAUCAUCACCACUGGACAUGAUCAGCCUAAAACCUUCAAUCUCUCUUUUUCACGCAAUUAGUUACAUUUCUUUGCAUAGAAAUGGAAGAUUAGCGACAACGACGUACAGGCUUAGUUUUGACUUACCUUACUUUACCUGUAUCCAGUACAGUAGGUGUGUGUUCAGUCAGCGGCGAGGCUCAGCUUUCAGCAAAACGUCCAGCCCAGCUGCCUUAAAACAACACUCAAAAGGACACUCUGAAACUUGCCCAAAAUAAUGGGCAUAUAUUGAAAAUAGACACACAUAUAGACACACUGUCUGUACUUACACUUUCUUUGUGGAAAUUUAGUAGCUUUGAUUCUGGUUAUUUGUUAUAAAGUAUGAUUUUGGUAGAGGGAUUUAACAAUAAUGCUGGUGAGAAUCGUUUUGUAAGCAAUUUGACUCUGUGCCAGUUCAGUUUGAAUCAUACAGAUUUCCCGAUUGAGGUGUUAUGUAAUUAACAUCUGACAGUAUUGGAAAAAAACUAAACUACUUGGAGGAACAAUGAUGUGUGUGCACAACAACAAAUCAACGGAUAGUAGAAGUGUGUAUUGCAGUGUACAGUAUGGCAAUAAGAUCAUUAUUGCAGUGAGGAGUGAUUACUUUCAUUUAAUCAUAAAAUACGUUUGAUUUAGUUCACUCUCACUUUUACAUCCUUCUGUAUGUCACUCUGUGCAUGAACAUGAAUGUCCAAAAAAGGACCACGAGAGCUGUAUUAUUGUACAUCACCAACAGGGGGAGACAUUUGGCCAGGUAAAGAUUCAAAUAUGUUAUAUUGAGUGUCUCAGUAAGAUGUUGGUCCACCAGGUCUUAAGAUCACUAAGGUUUUCAAUAUUCCACCUUUUAUGCCAUUUCUCUCGUCACUCAUAAAUAUAAACAAAUAUAUGUCCCUAAGAAUAAUGGUGCAAUAUUGAGUGUUGGGUCCUGAGGAAGCUCCAGAGCAUCUUGACACUGAGGUGUCAGUACUUCUUGGAAUAAAUUACACAGUGACUUCAACCGUUUGGACUGGUCCUUUAAAAACAGUGGCAGAGUGUUUUGCAUUAGACAUUGUGACUUGCAUUAGACAAAGUGACUAGCUUAGAGUUUCACAUACUGGAAAAAGCGCUUUGAGUGAUUGCAAGGUAAAGACAUUCAUUUGAGUGCCUGGGUCAAGUCUUCUUCAAGAAGACUUCAGUGAUGCAGAGUCUCUUCAUACUCCUGCUUUUCACAGGCAUUUUCUAUCCACUACUGUCUGUCCCUCGUAAGUUCUAUCUGAUUAAGGAGCCAAAAACAUGGAAUGAAGCACGGGCCUAUUGUCAAGCCAACAAAACCGACCUAGCUACCAUCGAAAGUAAUGAUGAUUUGCUCCAACUUCGAAGUGUUGCAAUGAGCCAACUAUUUACUUCCAGUGCUUGGAUCGGACUGUAUAAUGACAUUGGAAGUUGGCGCUGGUCGCUUGACAAUAUGCCACUAGGAACUUUGAGCUCUUGGGCUUCUAAGCAGCCUGAUAACCAUAAUGGAGAGGAACAAUGUGUCUCAAUGAAGGACGGGAUUUGGUCUGAUAGGCCAUGCAUAGAAACAUAUACAUUUCUAUGCUUUGACGACAAGAAAAUCGGCAGUGAGAAGUAUAUUUUUGUCUCAUUAAAGAAGUCGUGGAGUGAUGCCCAAAGUUACUGCAGACAACAGUACACAGAUUUGGCCAGUGUGAGAGAUAAUGCAGAAAGGUUAUCUAUAAAGAGCAGAAUCCCCUCUGAGGAUUUAUGGUUUGGCCUGUUCAGAGACUCCUGGAAGUGGAUAGACCAGGCCAACGUGUCUAGCAUUCCGUGGAAAAGUGGACAACCUGAUAAUAACAAGAAUAAUGAAGACUGUGGUUGUUUACUCAAUAAUCAGGCAGAGGAUAAACUCUGUUCAGACAAAAUGUCCUUCUUCUGCUAUUCAGUAAUCACCGGACAAAAGCAAAUAAUCAGAAUGAAGGUCCAGUCUGAGCAGGAUGCGAAUGAUUCUGAGGCAGUCAUCUUGGAGAAGAUCAAGGACAAGUUGAAGGAGCAUGGUGUGGAUAAGAAUGUCACGGUGAUGUGGGUAAAGCAACCGGAUGGAAAGGUGUUUAAAAAGAAGAAAGAAAAGAAGUUGACACCAGGUUGUUAACAGUUGAACACUAACAGGACCGAGAGAUUGUCAACUGGGUUGAAAACUGUAUGCAGUUUUGUGAUGCAGUUUUCUGCACACUCAUUUAUGAGUUAGUUCACUAUGUAGACUUAGAAUUGGCCUUUAAUACAAUUGACUCUAGGCUGAUAAGAUUAAUAUUAUAAUAUAAUAUAAAAUAUUUUUCAGCAUCUCAGUGUCCCUUUAAUAAUGACUAGAAGACAAGAGAUAUGUGCUUGUGUCUUUCUGUUUUUCCAAAUAUUAGCUUAUAAUUGAUAAAAAAAAUGAUUACUUAUUACUAUUACUUAAUAAGGUUAGGCUUAGGAUUUAUUCAUCUUCAGAUUUGUUCAAAUUUGUUCAUGGGCAGUGGUGGCUCAAGUGGUUAGGGCUCUGGGUCAUUGACUGGAAGAUCAGGAGUUCAAGCCCCAGCACUGCCAAGUUGCCACUGUUGGGCCCUUGAGCAAGGCCCUUAACCCUCUCUGCUCCAGGGGCGCUGUAUCAUGGCUGACCCUGUGCUCUGACCCCAACCUCCAAGGAUGGGAUAUGCGAAGAAAGAAUUUCACUGUGCUGUAAUGUAUAUGUGACAAAUAAAGGCUUCUUCUAUUUCAUAUUGAC